Messenger RNA from Pectinophora gossypiella (pink bollworm), 3978 nucleotides. RefSeq names its product rho GTPase-activating protein 44-like. The transcript has 6 exons. Lineage: Eukaryota; Metazoa; Arthropoda; Insecta; Lepidoptera; Gelechiidae. The record is from RefSeq and is a predicted model, not a curated record. Gene Ontology annotation, biological process: regulation of actin cytoskeleton organization; positive regulation of GTPase activity; regulation of Rac protein signal transduction. Gene Ontology annotation, molecular function: GTPase activator activity; protein binding. Gene Ontology annotation, cellular component: cytoplasm; intracellular anatomical structure. The coding region runs from base 313 to 3030 and encodes 905 amino acids.
UUUGUCUUGAUUUCAUUCAUUUAAUCAGUCAUCGAUAAAGUAUUUUAUUCAGUUAUGUAUCGCUGCUGAAUAUUAAUAUUAAAUCAGUUAUUUCGGCGUAUAUUUACGUUAAUUAUGGAAAUGUAGUGCCUUAUCUAAUAGUGUGUGUAUCGUGUCGUGUUUUCCAAUCCUCUCCAUUCCAUCACUUCUUGCCGAGGAUGAUCUCAUUGACGUACUGACAUAGCGAGAUCUUGAUCGUUUUAUUAUUUUACUGUUGACUAAGUCCAAUGACCUUGUAGCUUAUAAUAAAAUCAUCGAAAGUAAUUGGUGAAAAUGAAGAAACAGUUCUACAGAGUGAAGCAACUAGCGGAUCAAACAUUUUCAAGGUCAGGCAAGGCUGAGGCGCUCACGGAUGAAUUGCAAAAUGCUGACAGGAAGGUCGAACACCUUAGAAAUGCUCUGCAGCUGGUCAGCAAGAGGCUCUCAACUGGGGCAGGCAGCACACAGGGGCAAGACCCUGCUGCUCGGGAGAAGAGGCUCAAAAAACUCCCAGAAUAUAUGCUAGGCUUGUCUAUGUGCGAGGCCAGUAACUUUGAUGAUGACGACAGCAUUUUAAAGUUUAUUUUGUAUGAGUGUGGUAAAACAGAAAAAUUCCUGGCAAAUGAAAUAGCUGAGCAUGAGUUGAAGGUGGAACAGCUGGUGUGUGCCCCUCUCACAGCCAUCAGUGAUCAGGACCUGCCUGCUAUCAUGAAGGCCAAGAAGCAACUCAGCAGGCUCAUGAGUGAGAAGGAAUCUGCUGCCAGUAGAUACCAUCACUUAGAACGUCAGAAGGAGGAAAAUCCGACCAAGUUAAGCGCAGCUCGCGAAGAACUAGAAGAGGCAGGGAACCGCGUGGAAGCGGCAAGGGACGCCCUCGCCGCGGACAUGUUCGCGCUAGUGGCCAAGGAAGCCCAGCUCGCACACACACUACUGCAAUACGUGAAGCUGCAAAGAGCAUAUCACGAAUCAGCCCUUCAUUCCCUCGCCGAUACCGUGCCUGAAUUGGAGAAGUUUAUAAACGACAGCUCGGUGAAGCCAGUAUUCGGCUAUCCGCUGGAGGAACACCUGCGAGUGACGUCACGAACUAUCGCAUUCCCCAUAGAACUAUGCGUAUGCACGCUACAUGAACUGGCUCUCAACGAGGAAGGACUCUUCAGAAUUGCUGGUGGGACUUCGAAAGUGAGAAGAAUGAAGUUGUCGUUAGACGCCGGGUUGUUCAGUGUUCCGUUGCCGCGAGACUACAGGGACGUCCACGUGGUCGCGUCAGUUCUUAAGUCCUACCUCCGAGAACUACCAGAACCCCUGCUAACGUACCGCCUGUAUGACAACUUCAUCGCCGCCUCCCGGCAACCGACAGAACAAGCCCGCCUCAACGCUCUCUGGGAAGCCAUACACUUACUUCCCGACGCCAACUUCCAAAAUCUUAGAUACCUCAUCAAAUUCCUUUCAGCUCUAACUCAGAACCAAAGCACGAAUAAAAUGACCCCGUCUAACUUGGCUAUCGUGAUCGCGCCCAACCUGCUGUGGGCGGCCGACGAGAGCACCUUCGACAUGAAUAUUACGACUGUGGUCAACUGCGUCGUCGAGCUGCUCAUCAAGCACGCCGACUGGUUCUUCCAGGACGACGUGAAUUUCUUCAUCAGCUUCACCAAAGAGGAUCUACUCCCGGACCACUGCGAAUAUGGCUUCACGCCUAACUUCGUGCAGGGGUACAACCAGACGGCGGCGUUGCAAGAGUCUAACGGCGAGUGCAUGAGCAAGUCCAUGUUCGACUACACCAACCACCACCACACAGGCCGCACUUCCCUCGACGGCGGCAGACACUCCCGCAGCAACAGUCACGACACCAGCCUCAUACUCUUAGAGAACGAUAUCAAAAAGGCUCAAUCGAAUAGCUCGCUUUCCGACCAAUCUAGUCCCCCGCACGGCAGUCCCAAACCAAUCAUGAGGCGGAAGAAUAAACCUCUAGCGCCGGUGCCGCCUAAUUUCACGCCCGAUAAGAAUAAAAAAGUGGAACCACAACCGCCGGCGGCUCAGCCACAACCGGUUCAGCAGCCUGCAACGGAGCCUAUCAAAGAACACCCGAUCAACACUAAAACAGAAGCGGACAAACCCGCUAAGCCUCCUCGACCGGUGAUCUCCGACACGGGCAAAGUGAUAUCCGGAGUUCAAACUAUCAACCGAUCGACCUACAGACAGAGCAAGGCCCUCAAAGACGACGCGAGGAGCGGGAGCCGCGAGAAUCUCGCCGAUAGACGGACGAGUCUAGAGCUAGAGAAGGAGAGGUUCGAAAGUCUCAAAGCGGCGGAGAGGAAUGAGUCCACAGUAGUCGUCAAAAACGUGACAGCGCAGACGGGAGUCGUGAAUAGGAUGAAGGUGGUGGGGGAGAGCGGGCCCGCGUCGCUGGGCGCGGGCCCGGAGCGGGGCGCGGGCCCGCGGGGCACGCCGGUGAAGCCCGCGGCCGCGCCGCCGCCGCGCCCCGUGGCCGCGCCGCGCACCAUCCCGCCCGCCAGCUCCGCUGCAGAGGAGCCCGACGUGCAGCUACGGCACAAGCCCGCGGUGCCCGAGCGGCCCGCCACGCUGCGGCCGCAGAGCUUCCGCGCGCCGCGGGGCUCCGUGUCCGACGCCGACCUCGCGCCCACCGUGCUGGAGCGCACGCACAUGUACACCGUGGACAAGCAGCACCCCACGGUCAUCCAGGUGGGCGGCGCGGCCGCGCCCGCCGGCGACGACGGGCCGCGCGCCACGGUGCAGCGCACGCACAGCUCGGGCGGCAAGGACGCGGAGCUGGAGCAGAAGGGGCUGGGCGCGUCGCGGCAGCUGUCGCAGUCCGAGGGCAGCAUCACGGAGGCGCCGCAGUCGCCGCGGCCGCAGCCCGCGCGCCCGCCGCGCCCCGCCAUGCCGGCGCCGCCGCCCCCGCCGCCCGCGCACGCGUCGCCGCCCUCCCCCGCGCCUGCGCCCAGCAGUCCCCCCGCGCAGCCGCCGCCUCACAACGAGAGCACGGACCUCUAGCCCCCGGUUAGGGUCGUUCCAAAACCGCGCCUGAGACUAUGAGUCUGACUCGCUCCGACCCCUUCGUAUAACGGUCAGAGUAUAAUCGUCGGGUAUUUUUAUACUUUCGUAUGUGAAAUGGGCCCCGUCUAUGACCUCCCGCGCCUGCGACUGCUGUCUAUAGACUGACUAUUUCGUCCUACGUUUGUACGCAUUUCAUUAAGAUAACACAGUCAAUUUAUAAAGUAUUUCGUUGCGCUGAACGUAAAUUAUUUAUUUUUAUAAAAGUUUGUUCUAAGAUACGCGAUUUGUGAUAGUUAAUAAUCACUCAUUAUCGGAGUUAGCUUUGUUUGCUUAUUAAAAUUGUGGACUAAAAUUUAAAUGUUAUUCCAAAAAGACAUAUCGACGUCGUCAAUUUAGUUGUUAUUGGAAGACGAGUUUGUACAAUAUAUGUAGGAAUGAUGCAAUUAACCCUUGUGAUAUUAGGACGAUGUAAUCACAGCCCCGGCCGCGACCGCACGCCGCCGUGCACAAACGUUGUAUGACAAAUAGCCAUAUUUUUAUAAUUAUGACCCAACAGUGCAUUAUUAUAGUUACAUUAUGCUGUUUCAGUGAAUAUUAUUUUAGGCUUAAGCAUGUUGUGUAGUAUUUACGAUGUUUUAUGUGAUAUGCAUUUUAUUAUUAUUAUACAUAUACUGCAAGUAUACAAGCUUCUGUUGUAAGUAAUUAUAAUUAUAUCCUAAAACUAAUUGUACUUUGAUUUGUAUUUGAAACUUCACAUUGCUAAAUGAUCCAUCGCGCAAUAUACAUGAGCUUCAGAUAUUCUGCAUUUUAACAUUGAUCAAAAAUGAUAACGAUAUACAAUCAGUGUUGCCAAUUAAGAAAAAUCGUAUUAAAACGUGGAAUUUCUUAACAUAAGACAAGUGACACUGUAGAGUAGCAAAAGUGCAAUAAAACAACGAAAAACUA